This is a messenger RNA of Aspergillus ruber CBS 135680, 602 nucleotides long. RefSeq lists its product as uncharacterized. Bases 242 to 544 code for a protein of 100 amino acids. Gene Ontology annotation, molecular function: zinc ion binding; nucleic acid binding. The transcript has a single exon. NCBI's taxonomy places the organism in Eukaryota, Fungi, Ascomycota, Eurotiomycetes, Eurotiales, Aspergillaceae. The record is from RefSeq and is a predicted model, not a curated record.
UUUCAACCCUGAAAGGGUAAUAUCUAAGCUUGAUGUCCAAUUCAAAACGCCAACACCGUCGAAUUCGCGGCCGACUAGUUCCCAUAGCUGGGUUUCUAAAACACCAAAUAACCCAAUUGAGGCGUCAUCCCAGACAAACCUUAUCAAAAACCGAAUCUCUCGUCACCAAGAUAGCUCUCCAUCAUCAAUUCUGAAUGCUGUUGACAUCCUCGCGAAAGGCACAACGAAGAUAAUGCAUAAGAUGGAUUUGAUGGAAGCAGAGAUUCGUGAACUUCGGGCGGCAAAUGAGGCCCUUAGCAAACGCCGGAGGGCUAAAAAAACACGUCUAAGGAAAGGAGGGUCACUUUCUAUACAGGAAGCUCAAGAAUUAGGGGAUCAAAUGGAGGUUGAGGUACAACUGAAGGAGGAAACAUGCAAUGGGGCUGGUCAGCAACUGCGGACCGAGACACGCGCACGGCGCUGUGGCAAUUGCGGAAAAGCCGGACACAAUGCACGUUCCUGUCAGAUAGUAGUAGAGAUGUCUGAGGAAGGCGAUUCUGGGUAAUUUUAAUGGAAUUUAUGUGCGUUGGUGGAAAUAUUGGGGUUAAAGUCGCGGCGGAGCG